AUGUCUAUGUCUAGCUUACGGAUUUUUUGCCAGGACUAUCCGCAACGAACAAUUGCUCUGGUGACCCCAGAACACGCCUUGAUCUUCUACUGCUCAACAGAUAUAGUGCCUAAUUCCCAGCGGGAGCCGCCACGCUGUUUAGUGGAGUUCUCAAGCUUAUCAUCUGUAGACCUUAAAGGUUACAGAGUCUUAGGAAAUGGAUAUGGCACACUUGGCUUGGUCACACUGAACGAAGAUGUCUUCCUGUGUGUUGUAACUGGUUCUUCGAAAGCUGCAACGGUCAGACCUGGAGAGACAAUAUUGAGGAUUGAUAAUGUGGACUUCUUUUGUCUUAAUCGUCCAGACUAUGAUGGACUGGAUUAUGAGGCCGAGUUUGCAACCGAUGAAUACAACCAUGCCACUGCUCCGGGUGUUGAAGACAGAGAGUUUGAUUAUCCAUUCCUUGCCUUGAAGAAGUUGCUCAGCGAUGGCAGUUUCUACUAUAGCCGUGAUUUCAAUCUCACGGAUCGGUUGCAAGAUCGUGCUGAAAAGUCGGCGGCUUUUGAUAUCGGAACGCUUGAUGAAGAUAUGCUAUGGAAUUCAUACAUGAUCAGUUCUCUGCUCCUCUUCCGAAGCCACCUCCCACCACCCGAAAGGGAACGCCUUGACUCCUCCAAGAUUCUUACCUGUGUCAUACGAGGGUUCGCUAACACAUUGACGAUUCCUGCCUCUGUUCCUAUCCUGCCUCCAGCUCAAACCAAUUUACCGUCUACCCUAACGAUAAUCUCGCGUCAAGCUUCACGACGCGCGGGAACGCGAUUCAAUUCCCGUGGCAUCGAUGAUGACGGAAAUGUCGCUAACUUCGUAGAAACUGAAACGAUUCUCUGGAUGCCCUCCGGCAUUACAUUUUCUUAUGUUCAAGUGCGCGGAUCAGUGCCUAUCUUUUGGGAACAAGCCACAGGGUUCCUUCCCGGACAGCAAAAGAUUGAAAUAACACGGUCUACCGAGGCAACACAGCAUGCGUUCAAUAAGCACUUUGAACACCUCGAAUUAGAAUAUGGAGCCGUUCACGUUGUUAAUCUUCUCAGCGGGCUCAAAUCCGGAGAAACAGAGCUCUCGGCAAAAUUUCGCUCACAUAUCAUGAGGAGGCUUGAACAGAAAGAAGAUGUCGGUAUUUUGUCCGACCAUGCACUUCUGCGGGUCACUGAGUUCGAUUUCCAUGCGGAAACCCGGGGCCCACUUGGAUACGGGGCAAGCAGCCAGAUCAGACACGAGGUAAUGAAUUCUUUACAGGGGUUCGCUUACUUCUUGUCGGAAGAUUCUGAGUAUACAGCCACAUCUGUUGUUGGAAGUUCAGAUUCGCAAAAGAGUUCCCCUAUUGUUCUACAACAAGAGGGUGUUUUUCGGACGAACUGCUUGGACUGUCUCGAUAGGACCAAUCUUGUACAGACAAUACUCAGUUCAAUGGCACUUGAGCUGUUUCUUUCCCAACAAGGAGCUGCCUUGAGUACUGAAGUUCAAAUGAGGCAUUCAACUCUGUGGGCUGAUAAUGGUGAUUCUCUCUCAAAGAUAUAUGCAGGGACCGGCGCUUUGAAGAGUUCAUUUACCCGGCAUGGAAAAAUGUCACUUGCAGGUGCGCUUGCAGAUGCACGCAAAACAGCCACACGGCUAUACGUGAACAAUUUCUCGGAUAAAGCGCGCCAAAAAACGAUUGAGCUUCUAUUAGGGCGUUUAACGAAUCAAAUGCCAGUGCGCCUAUACGAUCCUCUCAAUGAUAUGGUAUCUCAAGAGCUUAGUCAACGGGCAUCAGAAUAUUCCUUUGCCCGAUCAAUAAGGGUAUGGGCUGGUACUUUCAACGUAAACGGAAGCGGCCUUGGUCCAGAUGUUGACCUUGCGCCAUGGUUGUUCCCAGUCCUCGAUCAACAGGGGGAUGAACCGACAAUAUUUGCCGUUGGGUUUCAGGAAAUUGUCGCACUAAGUCCGCAGCAGAUAAUGUCCACAGAUCCUACCACACGUAAAGUAUGGGAAAAUGCUGUGAAAAGCUGUUUGAAUAGUCAUUCAAAAUCGAGAGGCUUAGGGAAGUAUGUCCUUUUACGGAGCGGUCAACUUGUCGGUGCGGCUUUAAUGGUAUUUGUGAAAGAAGAUGUGCUCAAAGAAAUCAAAAAUGUUGAAGGGAGUGUCAAAAAGGCAGGCCUUUCUGGAAUCAGCGGCAACAAGGGAGGCUGCGCAAUUCGUUUUGAGUAUUCCGAUACCCGGAUAUGCUUCGUGACAGCGCAUCUUGCAGCUGGAUUUGCAAACUAUGAUGACAGAAACAGAGACUACGAGACCAUAGAAAGCGGUCUUAGGUUUCAGAAAAAUAGGUCAAUUCGAGACCAUGACACCAUUAUAUGGCUGGGUGAUUUCAAUUAUCGAAUCGGUCAGACUAAUCAAAAUGUCAGAGAACUUCUGCUUCGCGGGGAUUAUCAGCGACUCUAUGACCAUGAUCAGUUGAACUUGCAAAUGUUAGCGGGAAGGGCUUUCCACUUCUACUCCGAGGGCCCAGUAUGCUUCCCUCCGACAUACAAAUAUGAUACUGGCAGAAAUGAAUAUGAUACCUCAGAGAAAGCACGUGUACCUGCAUGGUGUGAUCGAGUGUUGUGGAAAGGAUCCAACCUCUAUCAAAUAUACUAUAAUGCUGCAGAUUUACGGUUUUCUGACCAUCGACCAGUUUGUGCGAAGUUCAUUUGCACAAUUAAUGUCAUUGAUGAAUCUUUGAAGGCUCAGCUCAGGCAAGCCCUCUAUGAUGAGAGACAGCAUGGCAUGCAUGACUCCCUCGCAAAAGGAACCAUGCAGGUGGAUAUAAUAGAUAGGGAGGCUAUUCAGGCUGCUGAAAUUACACCUGCCCUUCCAGCAGCCAGUUCAGACAACUAUAAGUGGUGGUUAGAUGAUGGCGCCCCCGCGAGGUCAACCAUGAGGCCACCAGCAAAUGACUUUGCUGUAAACGUUAAUCGAGAUUCUAACCCAUUUUUCUCGAAUAACGAACCCGACUGGGUCCGUAUAUCAGGUCCAUCAGAAUUGGGUACAAAUAUGAACAGCAAUACGAACACGGGGCAAGCGUCACCGCGUUCUUCGGAAUGCGAGCUUCUCGGUGUGUCGCCAACCCAACCGGAAGCUGCCGACCAACAAAGCAUUGUCACUUGGGGAACACAAGGUUCCCGAAGAGUAACACAAGAUGUGAAAACAGCGCCUCCAAUACCUCGAAAGCCAAUUUCCCUAAGCUUGAGGGAAAGGUCACAUGAUGUGAAACCAGGGCAGACCCUACUGAUGAGAGAUGAGGAUACAACCCGGUCCGAGUCACACUUACGGCCUAUGAAAGACUUACGUUCACUAGAAAUUGCAAAACCAGGCUCAACGUCUCGAGACUCAGGUUCAAAUUCAAGUCACGCGCAUCGACAUAACAGACAAGAAGCACAGCAAUAUACAAAUACUGGAAGGGAUACCAAUGAUCUCUUGGGCGAUAUUAAUGAUGGGAGUAUCACUUGGAAACCACUACUCUAG
Molecule: messenger RNA, 3516 nt
Organism: Aspergillus chevalieri
Lineage: Eukaryota; Fungi; Ascomycota; Eurotiomycetes; Eurotiales; Aspergillaceae
Gene: INP52
Product: SacI domain and endonuclease/exonuclease/phosphatase family protein
Exons: 7
Coding region: 1-3516 (1171 amino acids)
Biological process (GO): phosphatidylinositol dephosphorylation
Cellular component (GO): cytoplasm; membrane
Molecular function (GO): phosphatidylinositol-3,5-bisphosphate 5-phosphatase activity; phosphatidylinositol-4,5-bisphosphate 5-phosphatase activity
Source: RefSeq, a predicted model, not a curated record